Protopolystoma xenopodis is the source of this 495-nucleotide messenger RNA. The record is from the annotation of a GenBank genome assembly. NCBI's taxonomy places the organism in Eukaryota, Metazoa, Platyhelminthes, Monogenea, Polystomatidea, Polystomatidae.
AUGUCUUUCAUUUGGCUAGUCGAGACAGCGUCGACUCGUGCCUCUGUUUUGUCACUUGGGGCACAGGUCGCUCUCUUUCUGGCUCUCUGGCUCUGUGGCGCGCCCCACCCAGCCCCUAUUCGUGCUUUCUCCUUUGCCCCGUACCACAGCCUGUACAUACCUCAUGAUUUACUCACAACCACGGCGCAUUCGGUCGCCUGCUUUGAUACGCUCAGUUCGUGUCGAGCUGAAUUAGAUUUAUCCGUAAACUCACUUGACAACAACACAUUUGUACAUUUGCCCAGCACUGGCCGGUGGCUCGGUCGCGAAAGAGUUUAUUUUUCUCUUCAUUUUGCAUCUCUUUUUAAACGAAUAAAAUAUGGAAAAAUCAACUUUUUUUCUCCGCGAAUACACAAUUCCGCUCUUCUCGCCUCGGUUCAGUGGCAAUUUGGCACAAUUACGAAUCGACCCGGCUGGCCACGAGUAUUGCUCGAGUCUGUCGUUGGCACAAAUUGA